Molecule: messenger RNA, 1905 nt
Organism: Fraxinus pennsylvanica
Lineage: Eukaryota; Viridiplantae; Streptophyta; Magnoliopsida; Lamiales; Oleaceae
Source: the annotation of a GenBank genome assembly
AUGUCGUGCCACCUCACCGCGUCACCGCUAGCAGCACCAUUACUGCCAACACCACCAUUACUGCCAACACCACCAAAAUCUCAACCACCAAGUCCUAAACCAACUCCACCUUCACCUUCUUCCCCACCACCACAAAUGUACUCACCUCUACCACCACCAUACUCGCCUACGCCACCAAUCUCCUCCCCACCUCUGACAUCUAAAUUCCCACCUCCUCUACCUGCAGUACAAUCAACACCACCAAAAUCAGCUCGAACCAGGGUGAUUAAUCGGACCAGAAGUUGCAACCACAUUGGAAACAAAAAGCAACUCCUUCAAAAUCCGACGUCCGAUCUCGCGCCAUUUCUCAGAUCCAAUUUCCCGAAUUUCAAGAGAGCUACUAUGGGAGUGGACACUCAAGGUUGGAGUUUGGAAUUAAACUAUGACCAAUGGGUAGCACUCCCUGUAUCUGGUCAGCGGCCUGCUUCUCGUUACAAGCAUGCUGCAGCUGUUGUUGAUGACAAGUUAUACAUCACUGGCGGAAGUCGUAAUGGUCGAUACUUAUCUGAUGUUCAGGUUUUUGAUCUCAAAAACUUGACAUGGUCGACCAUGAAAAUGAACACAGAAGCAACUAGUGUGAAAGUCAAAGAUGGUACACAACUUGAUGUUUUUCCAGCGACUGCUGGUCACAGUGUGAUUAAAUCGGGAAAUAGACUACUUCUUCUUGCUGGUCUAUCGAAGAAUGCUUCUGAAAACGUAACGGUGCGGUUCAUUGAUCUUGAAUCAAACAGUUGUGGUGUCAUGGAAACUUACGGCAAUGUUCCGGUAGCUCGCAGUGGGCAAUCUGUAACGCUGUUUGGUUCCAAACUUAUUAUGUUUGGCGGAGAAGACAGGAAUAGACGGCUGCUGAAUGAUGUCCAUGUUCUUGACCUGGCAACAAUGUCAUGGAGUGCUGUUAAGACUACGCGGACAUCUCCAACACCCAGAUUUGAUCACACAGCUGCAGUGAAUGCUGAGCGCUACCUCCUCAUUUUUGGUGGAUGUUCUCAUUCAAUUUUUUACAAUGACCUGCAUGUGUUAGACCUGGAAACAAUGGAGUGGUCCCAACCUCAAAUUCAGGGUGAUUUGGCGACUCCAAGGGCUGGUCAUGCUGGUGUUGUAAUAGAUGGAGAUUGGUUUAUAGUUGGUGGUGGAGAUAAUAAAAGCGGUGCCUUGGAAACCCUUGUGAUAAAUAUGUCUAAGCUAGCUGUAUCCAAGUUGACUAGUGUGAAGGAAAGAGAUCCACUAGCUAGUGAGGGAAUCAGUGUUUCCUCAGCAUUGCUAGAUGGUGAGAAGUUUUUGGUUACAUUUGGUGGCUACAAUGGGAAAUAUUACAAUGAGGUAUUUGUAAUGAGGCCAAAACCAAAGGACUCUUUACAUCCCAAGAUAUUUCUAUCCCCAGCAGCUGCGGCGGCUGCGGCUUCUGUUACUGCCGCAUACGCCUUGACAAAAUCUGAGAAGUUAGACUUCCCCGAGAAAGAAGAUCCAAAUUUUAAGGUAAUUCCAGUGGAUACCUCUAAGCAGGAUCAUUCAGUUGCGAUUAAUUCAAUCAGAGAAGAAAAGAAGGUUGCAGAAACAUCACUUGUGGAAGUUAUGGCAGAGAACUCUACUCUCAAGGCUAAGAUUGAAGAAACAAACACAAAUUAUGCCGAGCUAUCCAAGGAACUACAUUCGGUUCAAGCUCAACUUGCAGCAGAGAGAUCAAGAUGUGCUAAAUUGGAGGCACAAAUAGCAGAGGUACAGAAGAUGUUGGAGUCAAUGCCAGCAAUAGAAGAAGAGGUUCAGGCACUUAGGAGAGAAAAAUCUGCUUUUGAACGUGAAAUGGAGCUCGCUUCAACUGUCCAGAGACAGCGUUCUGGUGGCAUUUGGAAGUGGGUCGCUGGCUAG